GGCAGCUGGAGGGCAGUUAACAGCAGGGCAGGGCAGAGGGUUGCUGAAGGGGAUGACAGGGCAGGGAAGAGGAUGCACAAAGUUACGGAGGGGGGCAGAAUGGGAUCAUUGGAGGGGGCAGUGGGGAGGGAAGGAGACAGGAGUGACCCCAGGGCUGGUUGCAGAAGGAGACAUGGGGCCUUUCCCCUCUAUGGGGUGUCAUUUCCACUCUGGCCCAGGGUGGGGACUGGCUGGCUCAGGGCGCUGGGAAAGGAGUCCAGGGCCUGGCUCCUCUAGGUGGAGCUGGACGUGAUCCCACCCUGGCUGGCGCAGGGAAUUGGGAUCGUAAGAGGUGGAAGAUCCCCCGCCCCCCCUAGCUGUCUAGUGCUGUGCUCCACUGUCAGUGCAGAUCCGGGGGAGGGGGGGGUCCUGAGGGGGGUGCCGAGGGCCCUCUCUGCAGGCAGCGCCAGGAGGGGGGCGUUAGGGGGGUCCCCUCCCCCAGCGUCUCUCCGCAUCCCCCCUCGUUCCUCCCUGCUCUGGCGGCUGCUGCUGCUGCGUCACUGGGCUCAGCUCUAGGAUGGAGCCGCAGAGGGGCCUGCUCUUUAGCCCCUGAGGGCCGGGGCAGCCUCCUCAGCCCUGAGAAGCCCCCCCUCCCCAGACUGGGGAGGGGAGAGAGCCGGCCCCCACCCUCACAGGAGACUCGGAGACCUGAUUGGUCACAAUGUGAUGGCGAGCGAGCUACCUACUCAGACUUCCCGGGUGACACGCACGACCUCCCGCCUGACCUCCGGCCCCUGGAAACGCCCGGCUGCCCCGGUCCCUUCUGCGGCUCCCAGCCGGCCCCGCUUCUGGGAGGGGCAGGAUGUGCUGGCCCGCUGGACCGAUGGCCUGCUCUAUCUGGGUACCAUCAAGAAGGUGGAUGCUUCACGGCAGGUUUGCCUGGUGCAGUUUGAGGACAAUUCCCAGUUCCUGGUGCUCUGGAAGGACAUUAACCCUGCCGCCGUGCCCGGUGAGGAGCAGAUCUGCUGCGUAUGUUACUCGGAGUCCGUGAGCCCAGAGAACCAGUUGGUGCGGUGUGAGAAAUGUGGGCACACCUACCACCAGGAGUGCCACCUGCCCAGAGUGCUGGAUGCGAGCAGCGAUGGGGCUGGGGUGCUUGGUGCAUGGAUGUGCCGGCAGUGUGUCUUCGCUGUGGCCACCAAGAGGGGUGGUGCGCUCAAGAAAGGCCCCUAUGCCAAGGCCAUGUUGAGCAUGAAGCUGGUGCUGCCCUAUCAGUUCAAGGCUCUGGAGUGGGAUCCUGCACACCUGACCAAUCGGCAGCAGUGUUACUGCUACUGUGGAGGCCCUGGAGAGUGGAACCUGAAGAUGUUGCAGUGCUGCAGCUGUGCCCAGUGGUUCCAUGAGGCAUGUACCCAGUGUCUGAGCAAGCCACUGCUUUAUGGAGACAGAUUUUAUGUCUUCGAGUGCUGUGUCUGCACUGGGGGCCCUGAGAGCGUACGGAGACUUCCCCUGAGAUGGGUGGACGUGGCCCAUCUCAUUCUCUAUCACCUUAGCAUCUGCUGCAAAAAGAAAUACUUUGACUUUGAGCGGGAGAUUCUGCCGUUUGCCAGCGAGAACUGGGACAACCUGCUGCUGGGAGAGCUCUCGGAUACACCCAAGAGGGAUCGGUACAGCCAAUUGCUGAGUGCCCUGAGCAGCCACAAAGACAGGUUUAUUUCAGGGAAGGAGAUCAAGAAGCGGAAGGGUCUCUUUGGGCUCCACAUACGAGUGCCACCUCCUGCACCUCAGUGCCCUGGGGGCCAUGGUGGCUCCACGGCUCAGCAGCCCCAGGGGCAGCCCCCACUUACUGACAGCAGCUUCCUUUCAGGGCAGGGCAGCAGUGGGGCAGGGCGCCGGAGGCCACGGAGGCGCAAGGUCCCCCCGGAACCCACAGACACCAUGGAGCUGAGGAGCAGCAGGGAGAAGUGGCAGCUGGACAGAGCCCUCACCCAGGAGGUGGUGGAGACCCCAGUCAGUGCUAGCCAGACAUACUGUGGCUACAGCGGCACCUCCAGCACCUACAACUUCCGCCGCACUGACGCCCGCUGCCUGGAGAGUGCUCCCAUCAGGAUGUUUGCCUCCUUCCACCCAUCCGCCAACACUGCCCGGACCCUGAGGAGCACCACUGCCAGCCCGGACCCCCGCGAAGCACCUGCGACAGAGAGCGAGAGCCCUGAGCAUCCCCCUACCCACACUCCACUGCCCCACGCAAACUACCCAGCCCCCAGCACCAAGCACCAGCCUGAGACCCUGGCCUCCCCUUCCUCCUCCAGCGCUCUGUGCCCGGGCCCUGCCCCCACCAGCAGCAGCUACUUUGGAGCCAUGGGGCGCCUGGCUCGUGGGGAGGCUGUCCGCAUCCUGGCCCGCAGGGUCACCCUCGAUGGCACUGUCCAAUACCUGGUGGAAUGGGGUGGAGGGGGCAUGUUCUGAGGGGGAGGGGAAGUGCCAGAGAGACACCCCCUCUUGGGGCUGCAGAGAGUUGUCAGCCUUCCCCCCCCCCACACACACACACACACACUGAGCAAGUGCAACUCCUAGGACAGAGUGCAGUGUCAGGGAUUUGUCCCUCUCUGACAGCGGUGGGGAUUGCACUGGGGGGGCUCUCACCCUCAGCUUGGAUAUAAGGCAGGAAUUGCCUAGUCCUGCUCAAAGAAGGGCCCUAGGGUGGAUGGUGGGGGGCAUUCCCCACUCCCACCGGGCAAAUGCUUCAUUGUAUUCAAAGGGUUUAUUUUCUUGUUGCAUUUUUAUUAUUCUGUAAAAAUUCUAUUUAAUGAAGUGCAAUGGGGGGAGGACAGAGCUUGGGGCACCCUGCCACAAUGGGGCUGUCCAAGGCAGAAUGGGGGCACAGGAAUGGGAGGUGGCAGCUCCCCAAGGCCUGGGAGGAGAGGGGUGCCCCCCAGCACAGUCAUCCAUCCUGCUUGUAACCUGCUGUACAGACGGCAUAUGUUCCCCUCCCCACAGGCCAGCUGUGCCCACUCCCCCAUCCCUGUGUGCUGAUGCUGUGGUCACCAUCGCCAUUCUGACUGUACAAACUGACACCUGCAAUAAAGAGCUUGCUGCAGA
Molecule: messenger RNA, 3081 nt
Organism: Terrapene triunguis (Three-toed box turtle)
Lineage: Eukaryota; Metazoa; Chordata; Testudines; Emydidae
Gene: PHF1
Product: PHD finger protein 1
Exons: 15
Coding region: 706-2448 (580 amino acids)
Biological process (GO): regulation of DNA-templated transcription; chromatin organization
Cellular component (GO): nucleus
Molecular function (GO): DNA binding; chromatin binding
Source: RefSeq, a predicted model, not a curated record